CCUGCCCGCCGCCCGCCCGGCCCCGGCUCCCGGGCUAAUUAUUAACCGUCCCCUGGGCCGAGCCCCGAGCAGCCGGACCCCGCACGGCGGACUCCCGCCCUGGUUAGGGACCAGCGGGCGGGCACCGAGCCCCCGUCCCCCCGUCUCCCCCGUCCCGCCGCCGCCGCCUCGGUGCUACCGGCCACACCGCGGCGGGGAGCCGGCGGUCUGGCCGCCAUGGAGGGUGAGGCGAACGGGACCCUCCACCCGGAGUCCUGCGGCUCCGGCCAGCCGCCCUACUCGCGGGAGCUUCUCCAGAGCCUUGACCUACCAGGGAGAUUUCUCUUUGCAGUCUUGACUCUGAUGACUCUAAUUGCCAAUCUGGUGUUUAUAGAGGAAGCGGUCUACAUCUACAGGAGAAUUCCCUCCUUCAAAAGAUCAGUCAUAAUUUGGAUUAAUGCUGCAGCUCCAGUGAUUGCUACUACUUCAUGCAUUGGCAUGUGGAUUCCUCGCUCGACAAUGUUUACAGAUUUCACAGCAGCAGUAUUUUUUGCCAUAGUUAUCCACAAGUUCCUGAUGAUGAUGAUUAAAGAGUGCGGAGGUCAAAAGCUGCUCCUCAAGCGUUUUGAAAAUGGUCACUUCAAGAUCAGCACCGGUCCCUGCUGCUGCUGCUGCCUUUGCCUCCCUCGUGUGCGCAUCACUAGACGAACUCUCUUUUGGCUCAAGCUGGGCACCUUUCAGUUUGCUUUCCUUCGACCCGUGCUCAUGUUUUUAUCAAUAGUGCUUUGGACUAAUGGCAAUUACACCCUUUACAAUUUAUCUCCCAAGGGAGCUGCAAUAUGGAUUAGCUGCUUUGUUGGUGUCCUCACCAUUAUUGCUCUGUGGCCAGUUGGAAUCAUGUUUCAACAAGUUAGGACUCUCCUUAACUGUAAGAAGAUCAUCCCAAAGUUUGCUCUUUAUCAGUUUAUUCUCAUCCUGAACCACUUGCAGGCAGCUAUUAUCAACAUCUUGGCCAUGCAAAGAAUCAUUCCCUGUGCUCCACCGCUCUCCUCUUCAGCAAGAGGAGCAUAUAUGACCCAGCAGCUCCUCAUCAUGGAAAUGUUUUUGAUAACCCUAAUCUCAAGGGUUGUCUAUCGGAGAAGGUACCGUGAGCUAGAGCCUCCAGAGCGUACAGCUGAAGAAUCUGAGGCCAACAAGCAGACUCCUAAGAUUAUCCUGAACGGUGCAGUUAAUGAAGAUGGAUUGCCAAGGUUUUAGAAGCCCUCUGUGCUGCUGUUCUGCCGGAGCUGGAAGCUUCAGGAGCAUGUAUAUUCUUGCACCAUAAAUAGCCACUGUCCAUGUCAGAACAAUUUCUGACAUAAAUGCCUGUGAGCUGUAGUACUGAAAGGACCACUAGUGGAACGAUAACCCUGUUUAUUCUCCAGUGAUAUAUACAUGGUGUGAGUGUUUUCAUACCAUGUAAUUUAGUAAGAUUUCAUACCAUGUACUUUUCUGCUGUUACUGAGCACUUGAUGGUAGCCAAGCUCUCUCACAAUGUGAUUUUAUUUUAUUUUUAUUUUUUAGGUAUUAGAAUGGCUAUGGUUUAGAGUUAAUGCAGAGUCAUUCUUGUUCAUCUCUUUUGACUUUUUAAAAUCUUAUUUCACCCUGGAUUGCUGUCAUAUGUCCAACACAGCAUUUUCCCAUCCUUCCUCCAUUAAACUUUAUUAGCUCUCA
Molecule: messenger RNA, 1692 nt
Organism: Harpia harpyja (harpy eagle)
Lineage: Eukaryota; Metazoa; Chordata; Aves; Accipitriformes; Accipitridae
Product: organic solute transporter subunit alpha-like
Exons: 8
Coding region: 217-1236 (339 amino acids)
Biological process (GO): bile acid and bile salt transport
Cellular component (GO): endoplasmic reticulum membrane; plasma membrane
Molecular function (GO): transporter activity
Source: RefSeq, a predicted model, not a curated record